UCGAGUCGCCAGCGCGCGCUUUGUCGGUUGCGUCGUCCUGCGUGCGAACGGAUCGUGUCGUCGUCGUCGUCGUCGUCGUCGUCGUCGUCGUCGUCGUCGUCGUCGAGUCGCGGGGCCUCGAGAGCAAUGUCGGCAGCGAGGCCAGCCGCCCGUGCGCGUGUGUCGUCGACAGUGCGCGCCCUAGUGAGCCGUGUGCGCGAGUAGAGCAGCGGGUCCCUCCGUCUGCGGCCGCUUUCACCGCAGCGACCUGCCAGCGGCGAGCACCACGGCGGCUUCGCCUUGCACGAGCCGCGCGGAGCCUCCGUUUUUCGUCGGCUGCCUCGCGCUGCGACAGAGCGACCACUUGUCAUUGGUGCGCAGGCAUAGCAUGGAACUGAGCAGCAUGUACAUAAGCGCGGAGAGCAACAAUGGCUACGGCCCGACCACGCCGUCGCCCAAGUUCGCCUCGACCAACUCCAUACCAGCCCUCGUCGACGCCGUCUGCCCGCUGGGCGCGUUCGAGCUGGCCGAGUCGGUGCGCGCCCUGCAGAAGCCCGCGGCCCCUGGCGCGGCCAGGCGCCACAGCGUCCUCGACGACCUGAAGGCCAAGCGCGACAGCUUCCUGCAGAAGGCGCGACGCUCCAGUAUCUUCUCGAGCGCCGAGGACAAGGAGAACGGCGCGAAGGAAAACAAACAGAAGCGGCGCAGCAGCGAGGCGAGCGCCCGGCGCGGCUCGGUCUUCUACGUGUCGCACGACUCGCUCGCCGAGGAGCUCGGCUGCGGCGAGGCGCCCGCGAGUCCGCCCGCGGCUGACGGCCCGAAGAAGGGCCGCAGGAAGUCGUGGCAGCCGCUGGUCGGCAAGCCGCCCAAGGCGGAGCGCAAGCGCAGGAAGGGCGUCGCGCAGCAGAGCAGCGAGGACGGCGUCGCCGAGGAGCCGUACAGCGUCAGGCAAAAGAGGCCCUCCUGGUGGAACAUCUUCGUGCCCGACUCCGUGGCAAGGUCACGACGCAUGUCCACUGAUGUAGCAACCACCAGAUCUACGGAGAAUCUCAGCUCUUACUUCAGGAGCAAGAGUCGUAGCGUGGACCAUGGGUUCGCAGCGCCGUUCGACUUGGACUCGCUGCGCAACAAGGUCGAGGGUCGCUUCGAGUCCAUCGACAAACUCUCCAGAGAUUCCGAUAACGAGAGCAAGGAUGGCUCAAGCUCGCAGGAGAAAAAGUCCGGCCGAUCGUCCCAACCAAUCAACACCAUCAAGUACACGGUGGGAGACCGAGAUACUUUGACGUCGGUGGCAGCACGUUUCGACACGACCCCAUCAGAGCUUAGCAAGCUCAAUAGAUUGGUCGGCUCUUUUAUCUAUCCUGGACAGCAGUUAUGGGUACCGGAGAAAGGCGAAACCGCGUCUGCUGAUGCCAAAUCCGAGUCCACGGGCUCCGAAGGCGCACACGAUGCACAAGAUGAUUUGCCGCUCGAGGAGAAAGAGUUGCUAGAUAACCUAAGACCAGUGUCGCCAAAGCCAGGUCACCACGAGCGAGUGAAAACACCACUCGGCAGCAACGUUAAUGCCACGGGAGAAGGUGUUCAUCACUUCAAAGAAAGAUUCCUCAAGAUUACAGUCAGACACAUAACCGAUGGACAGGGUGUCGUCGGUGGUGUGCUGCUGGUAACGCCAAACGCCGUAAUGUUCGAUCCGAACGUGUCAGAUCCACUGGUGAUCGAGCACAGUGCCGAGUCGUACGGUGUGAUCGCGCCAAUGGAAUUCAUUGUUAAUGCAGCGAUAUAUUACGACAUAGCGCACAUGCGAGUAGGCCACACGGAUGCCGGCCAACCGGAUAAAAAGCCCGAGAUUUACUACAUGAAGAAACCUGAGAUACCUGCGUCAACGCAAGAUUCGACAACAGGAGAACCGAGUAGCGCCAAAUGUGUUUCGCCACCGAGCAAAGACGAAAAUUUUCCGGAGCUUGUCGUUGACGACGGUAGCGAAAGUAUUUGUAGCUGCAAUGCUGAACGUGAUGGCGACGCUUUUCCCAAGGCCUUUGAUAAGGAUCUCAUCACCCCGCCUAAUCUUUCUAACGAUGAAACAUCAACCAAAGAUAAGGAUAAGAAGAAGGACAAUGAAAAUUCAACCAAAGACGAAACAUGUGGAGGUCAAUCAAGCAGGACUCUAGAAGAGCGCAGGCGUUCAAUGCUCGAUCAUCACUGGGCAGUUCCUAGCAAAGAUAGAUGUUCGUUUUCUGUGGAUGAUGAGCAGCAGGAUUCUUUAAACUCAGACAAAGCCGAGAAAUCAAAUGCCAUUCCCGAAGACGAAGAAGGCUCUCUAGUCAAGCAGUCGUGCCACGAUUCGGGCAUCGAUAUUCGCGAGCCCAAUACGCCUCUUCCAGUAGUGCAGCCUAUACCCGCGAAAAAGGUCUACUCCGACGCGGAUAUUGUCCUUUCUUCUGACUGGGUACCACCUAUUACGAUUGCUCCCACGAAUGUUACGUCAAACAUACUAGACACCGACUCGGCGAUCAAUGGCAGGAAGAAGGCCAGUUCGGUAUCGUUCAGCCUCGACAGUAACAAUGAGGAACAUCAAGAAAAGGAGGAAGAACAUAAGGAGGAUGACAAACACGAGACGCGUAAAAAUAAAAUGUUGAAACGAUUAUCAUACCCACUUUCCUGGAUGGAAGGUUUAACUGGAGACUCCAAAGAUGAAGAUAGCAAGCCCCCGUCAGACAAAAUGUCAAGUCUUCCGAACAGUGCUGACAGUCAUCACUCUUCCAUGUUCAGUAAAGUUUUCUCGAGCUCGCCGAUCAACUUGGUGAGUGACUUUAGUUCCGGCCUGUUCGCUAAGACUCCGAGUGAAGAGAGCGGCGGUCGAGCUGGAGGCACACCUCCACUCACCGCCUCUUCUCUAUCGCAGGACUCAUACAAUCCCGUAUUCUCACCGAGUCCGGUUGGUGUUUUCGGACGCUCGUCCGUGGGUACUUUUAUCAGGCAGCAACCUCUGAACUCGUCGGGAAGCAGUAGUGUCGAUAGUAAUCGAGGUGGCAAAACUUCUACAGCACCACCACGCCUCGACUAUCGUAGUAUGGUAUCAGUCGAUGACAUGCCUGAACUUUUUGUCAGUUUUGACAAGCUGAUCCCGAGGCCAGCACGCUCUUGCGAGGACCCGCCAUUAUACUUGAGAUUAAGAACCGGCAGACCUAAGGACAAGAAGAUCCCCUGGUCAACGCCAAUCAUGAGCUAUGGCAAAAAGAAAAUCAGACCGGAGUACUGGUUCAGCAUACCGCGGAACAGGGUGGACGACCUUUACAGGUUCAUUCACGCGUGGGUGCCGCAGUUGUACGGUGAGCUCGACGAGGAGCUGUGGCGUGAGAGGGGAUACAUACUGUCGGACACCGAUACCGACUUGUCACCCGAAUUGACACCUGGUGAGGCUGGCGAGUCUGGCGCUGAUGAAAGCAAGGAUUCCGAAGGCAAAGUUGGUGAACAAGUCAGCGAGCUUACUCGCGAAUCUUGGGAGCUGAUCAAGGCUCCGUACGUAAAGCUCUACACCAUCCUGAAGACCUCGAGCACGUCCGCUGACUCCGAGCAGAUCCAGGACUCCGAGGUACUGUCGAUGAGCGAGGAGUUAAGGCGAGCACUCUACGCCAACAGCGCGAUAUCCUUGGACGCGGAGAUAAUAGUGCCGGAUUUGGUGGGCCAGACGGAGAUACUGAGCGACGAGCACCGCGAACAAUUGUGCCGACACUUGCCCGCCAGAGCCGAGGGCUACCUCUGGACUCUUGUCUUUAGCACCAGUCAGCACGGCUUCAGCCUGAACAGCAUGUACCGCAAAAUGGCCAGGGUCGAGAGCCCCAUUCUGCUGGUCAUCGAGGACACCGGGGGCAAUGUGUUCGGAGCCUUGACCUCGUGCUCGCUGCGAGUCAGCGACCACUUCUACGGCACGGGCGAGUCCCUCUUGUUCAGGUUCACGCCGAGGUUCCAGGCAUUCAACUGGACCGGCGACAAUCUCUACUUCAUCAAGGGCAACAACGAGAGCCUGGCUAUCGGCGCCGGCGACGGCAAGUUUGGUCUAUGGCUGGACGGCGAUUUGUACCAAGGCAGGACACAGUCGUGCAGCACAUACGGCAACGAGCCCCUGGCGCCGCACGAGGACUUUGUAGUAAAGACGCUCGAGUGUUGGGCGUUCAUCUAGGAUUCGGCCUUGUACCAGCCUGCAGCGUUCGUACCCCCUUAAAGUCGACGACGAAAAGAAGUCAAUUUUUUUGCCCAAAACGACAACAACAACAACAACAACAAGUCAACUAUAUCCCGCCCCCGACAAAAUAUACACACACGCUGUUGUUAGCCACAUGCUGCUACUACUACGAAGCUACCACUGCAGGUCGCAGGUGCACGCCAUCGCUGUAGGUAGGCUGGCUAUCUGGCUGACGCUUGAACAAACAAAUAGACAAACACGAAGAUGAAAAGCAAACAGUUAAUUCGAGAACAAAGAAAUAUCCCAGGAGAGACUCACGGAGGAAGACUUGAUAUAUAAAUAUGUUAUAUAUUAACGUGGCCGAGGGUGGACACAUGCAAGAGAGGCUUGUUGCAAAGAGAUCGGCCACCCAACACACAUACCCCGCCCCCUAAACCACAGAUUUCAUAAAUACACACAAGUCAAUGUGAACAGAAAGAGCGAAAGAAGGAGAGAGAGGGAGAGAGAGAGAGAGAGAGAGAGAGCGAAAAAUGAUGAUAAUGAUGAUACGCGUUAUUAUUGUAUACAUACCGUUUUAAUCGUUUGUUGUACGAGAGAAAGAAAGAAAGAGACCCAACGAAAGAAAGAGACUGCGUGAUUGCGUGAUUGUUUCGGCGGAGGAAUUAACAGUGGCGAAAGUUUAUUGCCUUAUCACGCGAGUGCGAUUCAUAUAUAGAUUUCAAUUAUUGUUUUUUUUUCCUUCAAUGUUGCCCUUUUAAUUCCUCGGCAUCUCACUAUUUUACUUUUGUUUUCUUUCUUUUACAUUUUUAAUUUAGGCUAUUUAUUUUACUAUGUUAUGAUUAUUAUUAUUAUUAUUAUUAUUAUUAUUAUUAUUAUUAUUAUUAUUAUUAUUAUUAUUAUUAUUAUUAUUAUUUUAUAUACGUGUACUGCAUUACCGUGAAUAAAUAUGAGCGACGCGUGGUGUACUUCAGGUGACAUUUACUUGGAUACGCCGUGAAUGCGUUACAGCUCGAUUGAUUGUUUUUUACCUAAAAAUACGAUUGUUGUUUUCUUCAAUUGCGAAAACAGUGUGCGAUUAAUUAUUGUAAUUGUGAGAAAACAAAUGAAUUUGCAACUGAAUUGCCAGAUGACGAUUAAGGCUUAUGACUCGACAAGUAUUGAAAGAGUGCGAUUAUUUUUUGGAAGAUUAGAAAGACAAAGAACGUAUUGUGAUGUUUUAAAUAUGAAAUUGGCCAAUUAGUACGCUUGUUAGAAACAGAAAAAGAAAGGAGAUAUUUAAAAAUAUAAAAACGCAAAAAACUAACCGUUUGUUAAUGUGUAGAUAUGUAGAUAGUAAAUGUAAAUAUAUACAUAUAUUAUAAUUAUAAUAGUGUUACAGUGAUUAAUUUUGAGCGCUAUGCAUUAUGGACGAACAAUAUAUAAAACAGACAGAAGGAUUAUAUAAAAAACAACACGAUACACAUUCACAAACACAUGCGAAUAACAAAUAAACAAAAACGUAUAAUUAUAUGUACGCGUUCGAAGCGCUGAUGUUUGCGCAUUUGGCCAGUGUUAAUCUGAGAAAAAAAUCAAGUUAUCUUAUCUAUUUAAGACGUUCAUUGAAUUUAAAAAAAUCGCGCAGACAAGAGAAUAUUUUACGGUUUUAAAAGAGAUGGUAAUAUCAUUGCUGUUAUUUCCAUUAUAUCAUUCAAAAAAGAAUAUGUUCACUUUUACUCGAGAUAUACGACUGUUUCUCCAUAUGCAUAAUUUUAUUGUUGCGUUUCGUUACAUGCGAAGUAGUUAUACUGUCGUCACAUACGCAGAUCUUCGAAGGCAAAGAAAAAAAGAACAAUUCAUGCCCUGGUAUUUGCGGGGGCUUCAUUUUGUUAUUAAUAAGUCACUUUUAUCGAAUCACCAAACAAACCUUGCUAAGAGAAAGCUCAUUGAUUAAAAACAAAAUUGACUAAGCCAAUUGUCAUCUUGCUCACUCAAAGUGUGUCAUUAUAAGAGUGUAACUUAAAAGUGGGAGAGCCUAAUAGAAAUAAGACAUUAUUAAAGCAGUGCUGUCAAAUAA
Messenger RNA from Phymastichus coffea, 6215 nucleotides. RefSeq names its product oxidation resistance protein 1 (gene mtd). Gene Ontology annotation, cellular component: nucleus. The transcript is spliced from 19 exons. Gene Ontology annotation, biological process: response to oxidative stress. Bases 368 to 4159 code for a protein of 1263 amino acids. The record is from RefSeq and is a predicted model, not a curated record. Lineage: Eukaryota; Metazoa; Arthropoda; Insecta; Hymenoptera; Eulophidae.